GCGUUUGGAUAGCAAGGAAACUGGCGUUUUGCGCGUUUACGUUUUGCUCUGCUGGGACCCACGCGCACGCGAGCUGAAGAAAAACGCAAGUCUGGGCUGUUGCUGAAACGCAAGUUUCCUCCUACUACACGCACCGUUUCACUUAUCCUCCUACACGCACCGUUUCAUUUAAAAAGCUCUACGCACCGUUUCAAUGCAAGAGCUGAAACAAUCAACCCAUUGCCUCUUGCGUGUACUGUUCAUGUCUCAAAAUGCUGAGGAAAACGGUGCACAAGCAGAAGCUGUUAAAACAGAGCAUCAACGGUACGCAGUCCAUUGUAACGGCUAUUUCCAUUCUCACGGCUUCUGCUUUUUCUCUCAACUACCGGUGGCAGAAUGCCUUCAAUCCCCUUCAAUGCUCCAUCCAAUUCGUCUUCAAUGUCGUUCACCUACCCACCAACCAGCAAGAUAUCAAAACAGAGCACAGCAAUUGAUUACUGCAAACCCAGUAGGCAGAACCAAAAGAGAAGAUCCCCUCUGUUCAACAAACGCUCGAGCUCACCUUCUCUCCGCUUCGGUCAUCGUCGCUGCCACUCCCCAUCUCUGCAUUCACGGGGAAACGGACCCAAUAUUUGCUUAACUGUCAAAGCAACCAAAUAGAGAAUGUUUUGAGCCGGCACUAUAGAAAAGGAAAGUGCCGGGCCUUUUAGAGUUUUAUGCAAUGUGAAAAAAGAAAAAAAAUGAAGGUGCUCAAUCAACUACCAGUUACUUGUAGGCUGAUUACUUGGCUAUUAUAGUCUCAAGGUUUACAAAAAGGAUGGAUUUGCUAAACGACUCAUCUGAUUCCCAGCACAACGACGCAGACUUCGAUCUGAGUGACGACAUUGUACUUGCAGCAUAUCUAGCCGGGUGUGCAUGUCUAGCUUACGUGAAUACCUAUAUGACCAAAGUACCAUUGCAUACGAAUAUACAAACUGGCUUAGAAUGGGUACAAUAUAUUUUAACUGGACAUGAGAAGAAAUGUCGAAGAAAUUUUAGAAUGUCAAGCUGUGUGUUUAGACAAUUGUGUAAUACACUGCGCCAGUAUGGAUAUUACGGUACCAGAGGUGUUUGCGUGGAAGAGUCUCUGGCAAUGACAUUGAUGAUACUUGGUCAUGGUCAGGGUAACAGAAUGGUGCAGGAAAGAUUUCAGCACUCGGGUGAAACAGUGCAUCGACACAUGGGCACGGUAGUUACAUUAUUAGCCACCGUUAUGGCACGGGACAUUAUCCAACCUGAUGAUCGUACAUUUCGGGACGUGCCAGAACAUAUUCAACAUUCAGAUCGAUAUUGGCCACAUUUUAAGGGUUGCAUUGGUGCAAUUGAUGGGGUCCAUGUCCCCGUGGUCAUUGAUGUUAAGGACCAGCUCCCAUACUAUGGCAGGAAGGGGAUCACCACAACAAAUUGCAUGUGCGCAUGUGACUUUGACAUGAAGUUCACAUUUGCAUGUGUUGGAUGGGAAGGAUCAGCGCAUGACACGAGGAUUUUUUACAGCUGCCUCAAUAAUGAGAGUUACAACUUUCCGAAAGCUCCAGCUGGGAAGUAUUAUUUGGUUGAUUCAGGAUACCCUAUGAGGAAAGGGUUCCUUGCACCAUAUAAGGGGGAGAGGUACCACAUUGGAGAAUUUCGGCCUUCUGAAGUGUUGCAUCGUCCAGAGGAGAGGUUUAAUUAUCUCCAUUCAUCACUCCGUUCGGUCAUAGAACGAACUUUUGGAGUUUGGAAGAAGAAAUGGCAAAUUUUGACACAUAUGCCACCUUUUAAGAUGCACACUCAAAACUUGGUCAUUGUUGCUACAAUGGUUCUUCACAAUUUCGUUAGAACACAUGAGAUAAACAAUGAUGUUGAAUGUUCAGGAUCUACAGAGGGCACAUCAUUUGGUAGUGAGACAGGUCAUUAUGAUGCCAUGGCAGAAACAAACUCAAUCUUGGACGAACCUCAAAUGAAACAGGUUCGUAUGCGUAUCACAAGAUCGAUAUGUGCGGACGAUAACUGACUUUUGUGGGGAUCAUAAUUGAUGGUUUUUUGAGUUCGUGGAUUUGUUUUGUUAUGAAUCAUGAGGAUGAAGUGUUAAAUCUGUAUCUUACAAACUUGCAGGACACUUGAUAGUUUAUCCAAAUUCACACAAAAAGUGUUUUGUUGUUGGCAUCGACUAUGUAUUUUUCACAAGUAGAAAUAAGACCAAUUAUCACUUUCGUACUA
This is a messenger RNA of Quercus lobata, 2217 nucleotides long. RefSeq names its product L10-interacting MYB domain-containing protein-like. The transcript is spliced from 6 exons. The record is from RefSeq and is a predicted model, not a curated record. Lineage: Eukaryota; Viridiplantae; Streptophyta; Magnoliopsida; Fagales; Fagaceae. Bases 797 to 2011 code for a protein of 404 amino acids.